UGUGAUGGGUGCACCUACUGGGAUCUGGGACCUUAAUGAGCUGAGGACUCUGCCACACAGUGGCGAUAUCAGCUGCAUGUCUUGUCUUUAUUUAUUAAGCUAGGUUUGUAUCGUACAUUGGCUUCUUCACAACAUGUGCAUAAUCUUGGCUUUAAUUCCAAGAGGCUCAAUUAUUUAAUGUCACUUUUUCUGAGUGUGUGUAAAUACUGGGAGUCCUGCUAUUUAUCAGAAGCAUGUGGCACUGCUAGCUCCCCUUCUCUGUUGUAUUCACGUCUCUCUCAAAACUUACACUGGGGGAAGAGGGAGUUAGGGAAAGAGAAUUUCUGCCUUCCGAUCCCAGCUCUGACAUACUCUUUCCGUGGCUUUGGGCAAGUCACUUAGCCACUCUGCCUCAGUUUCCCUAUAUGUAAAAUAGGGAUAUAAUAAUAUUUACUGACCACCUCACAGGGCCGUCAUGAGGAUUAAAUAAUAUUUGAGAUGCACCGUAGAGAUGAAGAGCUCUAGCUAAGUGCUAAGUAUUAUUAUGAGACUCUUUUGUGAUCUUAUUUUUUUUCCCGUUUCCCUUAGGCAGAAGGAGCUGUGAAAGCAUCUGCCAUUUUCAGCCAGACUUUUCUCAUCUCUCUUCAGAAAAAGCAAUUCUGAAUUAACAAAGCCCUAAUCAUCUUGUAUUUGAGUAUGGAUGAGGGUUUUUUAAAAAAAAAAAUCAUCAACUGAAACUUGAUCAGAUUAAUGUUUGCUCUCCAGCUAAGACUUCAGACCUGCAGAGCCGUCCCUAGGGGACAGCGAAUCGGGGUGACCAUUUCCAGCCCCACACUUGGGGACCCCCACGGGCCAGCGCCGCCUGGGCAGUGGGUGAACCGCUGGCUGGGGGAGGGAGAGCCACACUUGGCUGUUUGGGAAGGCACCGCCUCCACCAGCCUCUCCUACCUGCUUCCGGCGCAGUCAGUCCCAGAAGUGAUGUCACUUCCAGCCCGGUCCCCACACCUCCCUAGGGCCGGCCCUGCAGACCUGUCUGCUUCUCACUGAAGUUAAACAGUGGGAGUGACCCCAGGCAGGGGGAGCAGGAACUAUUCUCAAGUCUCAGCUCUGAGCAAAGAUCUAGGCCUGGUCUCCAAACAAGAAGUCUUUUUAAGAGAAGGGAAAUCUAUCUCUAGAUCAUUUGUGCUACAGCUUCCAAGCACCAGAAACGGUUCAUUCUUUACUAACCCUGAAAAGGGAAAUAUGAUCUCUUAUUUUGUCAGGCCACCAGCUAACAGAUACAUAAUUAACACUGAUGACUUUCCCAACCCUAAUUCAGAGCCUAUUUCUGCCUGGCUGUGGAUAGACAUCAAAUCUAGGUUUUACUUCAUUUUUUUUAGAUGGAAGGAGAGAAGUCUUAGCAAAAGCUCCAAGUGUCCUUGAAUCAGUUGCAGCAGCAAUUAUGAGCAAGUGAAGAGAGGCAGGGAUCCAAGGGCCAGUCGAGAGUGGGAGCUGGCCUAAAGUGUUCUAGCUCAAGGCAGUCUGGCUGGUGCAGCCUGGCGAAAGAUCAUAGGGCAUGUGUAUCUCUGUUUCUGAACAGUUUGUAUGUGUGAUACCUUCACCCUGAAAGGAUGGGUAGACUCCUCAUCCCCAGCAUUACUGACUUACUAGACGCUAAUGUCUAUCUCUGAGCUAAAUGGGAAUCUAACCCUCAUUUAAUGAACAGCAGGAUAAAUAAUGGAAGAGAAGACCCCAAGCUAUCAGCUGCAUUAUAAAAGGCAAGGAGGGUGAACAGUUGUACUUUCAGGAGUUCUUGCCCUCUCACUUGCUAUCAAACCUAUGGUCUGGCAGGUGUUUGGGCUCUGCUUCCAAAGACUCUUGUCUAGUGCGGGUGCUAGCUCUAGCUCAGAGGAGGUAUUCCUUUGCAAAUGUGAGAUGCUGAAAAAUGCAGGAGAGGUACCCAUGGUUUUGUUGUGAUGGCUCUCAAGAUUACAACCUCCAUCAAUAGGCAGCUACAAAUUAAGAGUUUCUGGGAAGAUUACAUAAACAUAGAACAUAUUCAUCUGAAUGAGUUUCAUUCAAAGACAGACAUGUCUCUUCUCAUAUUAGUGCAAAACUGGCUCUUAAUGACAUCGGUACCCAUAGUUCCCUUAGGGGUGAUUCAGCGUUCCAGUUCUUCAUUACAAAACACUUCUUGGUGUGUGUAUGUGCCUCUGACCAUUUAGGAUGUUGAGGUGGGUGUUGAGGCAGGUACUUGAAAUCUCAGCCCUGGAAAUCAAUACUUCAUGGCAAUAUUGGAUCAGUUCUAGCAAAUAUCCACUUAAGUUUCUUUAUCUGUGUAACUUCUACAAUACUGGCAUACCUUACAGGGCUGUUGUGAGGAUUAAUUUAAGGUGUAUAAAGUGCUUUGAGUUCCUUUGACUAAAGGUGCUAGAGAGAGGCAUGGUAUCGCUGUUGUUGUUCCUAGUUUUCGACUUCACUUUGAAUCCCACAAUGAAAGUGCCACUAAGAAAACCUCAAUGGGCCAAUCUCCCAAAUUCCCUAGCAGGAGUUAGACAGCUUAGGCUAAUUUUUGGAGCUGUUGCCUUUCAAACACACAUACAUCUCUCAUGUGGUGUAGAUUGUCUAUGGCUAGGUUGAAUUUCUUCUGUAGAGAUUCCAGUCCCCUUGCUGUCUUCCAUGGUUUGUGUAAAGCUUGCACGCUAAACACAGGGGGCCACUUCAGGGAGUUACACCAUGGAGGAAUUGGGCCCUUUGGCUUUUUCUUCCCAGUCACUUUUUGAUGGCCCGACCUGAACACAGAAGUGUAUUAGAAGGGAAGGUUUGGCGGAGGAGGGAAAAUGUCACAUAAACACUAAUCAUUUCCACUUUAAUACACCCUUGGAAAUAAUAAAACCUUGGAACUUGAGCACUUAAUGUAGAUGACUGGAUAACAAAUGUGUGUUCAGCUGGAGUCAUGGGAUAAGAUAGGAAGCAAAGGGUAGAAAUAAACAGUCAGUUUUCACAGUCGAGAGAGGUAAAUAAUGGGGUCCCCCAGGAAUCUAUACUGGGAGUAGUGCUGUACAACAUAUUCAUAAAUGAUCUGGAAAAAGGUAAACAGUGAGAUGGCAGAGUUUGCAAACAACACAAAUUUACUCAAGAUAGUUUAAGUCCAAAGCUGACUAUCAAGAGUUACAAAGAGAUCUGACAAAACUGGGUGACUGGGCAAUAAAAUGGCAGAUUAAAUUCAAUGGUAAAUGCAAAGUAAUGCACAUUGGAAAACAUAAUCCCAACUAUACUUACAAAAUGAUGGGGUAUAAAUUAGCUAUUACCAUUCUCGAAAGAGAUUGUGGACUCAUCAUGAAUAGUUCUCUGAAAACAUCUGCUCAAUGUGAAAAGCUAACAGAAUGUUAGGAGCCGUGAGAAAGGGGAUAGAUAAUAAGAAAAUAUCCUAAUGCCACUAUAUCACCCAUGGUAAACCCACGCCUUAUAUACUUUGUGCAGUUGUGGUUGCCCCAUUUCAAAAAAGAUAGAGUUGAUAAAAGCACAGAGAAAGGCAACAACGUGAUUUAUGGGUAGGGAAUAGCGUCUAUAAGAGGAGAGAUUUAAAAAGCUGGGACUGGUCAUCUUGGAAAAGAGACGAACUGGGGAGAGGACCGAGGUCUAUGAAAUCAUGACUGGCGUGGCAAAAGUGAACAGGGAAGUAUUAUUUUCUCCUUCACAUAACACAUGGAAUAAAAUUGAUAGGCAUCCAGUUUAAAACACAUAAGGAAGUACUUCACACAUUGCACAGUCAAUCUGUGGAACUCAUUGCCAGGGGAUGUUGUGAUGACCAAAAGUAUAACUCGGUUCAAAAAUGAAUUGGAUAAGUUCCUGGAGGAUAGGUCCAUCAAUGGCUAUUAGCCAAGAUGUUCAGGAAGGCAACCCCAUACUCUGGGUGUCCCUAAACCUCUGACUGCCCUAAGCUGGAACUGGACAACGGAGGAUGGAUCACUUGAUAAAUUGCCCUGUUCUGUUCACUUCCUCUGAAGCAUCUGGCAUUGGCCGCUGUUAGAGGACAGGAUACUGGGCUAGGUUGACCACUGGUCUGACUCAGUAUGGCUGUUCAUAUGUGGUGUUGGUCAGUAGAAAUGGCUCUCUGCUCUUGGACUCUGACAACCCUCCUUUGUUAGUAAUCACCUUACUUCAUGACCUCCGUAGAUCUUGCCAGUGGGGCACAUUGGGGUUGAAUUCUUCCAUGAGACUCCCGGUGGCACAAUCAUAUAAUUUUGGCAGCCUGUCUGUAUGCAGUGCAAAAUGUUCAUGUUGUUAUGUGGACCUCAAAUUCUCAAUAUUUCAUUAACAGAUUCUGUUGAAACAGCUGUGAUAAAUCAAUUGCUAUUAGCACUCUGAUUUUAAAAAUUUGUUUUUAUAUUUUAGUAUUUUGAUAUCACUUUUGCUGAGUCAAAUGAACAAAGAAUUGCUGAUCUCCAAAAAGUUACAUCGUUGUAGUUGGUAGGAAACCUUCUGUAUGGUUUUUUUUCAUAUGUUUCUAUAUUCUUAUUUACCCAAAGGUUCUAGCUGUAUUAAAGGGAAAUUCAUAUGGAAGUGUGGGGAGUGGUGCUGAUGAUUGAUGACAGAGAUUUGAGUUAAUGCUGGAAUUUGCUGAUUUCUUCUAGAUGUCUGGAUACUGUGUGCGCGCUAAUAAAGUUUUUUUUCAGGAUUUUUUGACUGUUGAAAUGUAUUGCCCAUUGCAAGUGCUGUUUAAAUGGGGGCAGUACUGUAGGGUUAAAGAUUUGUAGCUAUUCUAGUUCUUGCCGUUUAGAAUCAGACGCAUUCAUCUGGGUUUUUUAGUGAUCCUUCAUCUGGACUCCCAGAAAUAUUGUUCAUGUCUCUGACAGGCUCUGAGUAGGCUCUUUCACAUUCCCACAGGUAUGCCGUCAAGGAUCUCUGAUUUGGACUAAACCAUCCGAUGAUGUGAUGGCAUCAUUGCUAUCCCAUGCUUCCUGGACUGUUUGCCGUGUCCAUAAAUACAGCCCUCAGUCUAAGCCCGUUUGCACAGAGAAAUGCCUUACUGCAAAAUGAUCGGAUGCUACUGCAUCUCCCAAUAUUUCACCUUGCAAAUCACUGCCCUUAUGUGACACACAGUCUGUCGCAUUUUGCCCUUUUGUGUGCAAUAUACUCGAGCAAGUUUACUCCUUAUUGACGACUCAUUUCAAAUAGCUUUAUUGUACAGUGUUACCCUCUUCAACUGGAACUCAUUGUCAUCUGAAGGUAGGUUAUGUUCUCUGGGAUUUACUGAGGAGGACAGGCUUCCUGCCCCCCUAGGACUAAAUGCCUGUUUAUUACUAUGCCAGCUGCCUGGCGUUGAGGAUCACGGAGUGGUCAGUGAGUGGGGGAGCCAUCAGCUCCACCCAGAAAGGCUUCAUGUCCUGUGAGGGCUGCUAUGAACACAACUUUGUCCUCCAAACCACCAUCGAAACGGCCAGAAGGGCGCGGAGGCAGUGCACGGUAGCAUGGCUCGACCUGGCUAAUGCCUUUGGGUCCAUGCCCCACCACCACAUCUUUGCCACGCUCUAGGAGUUUGGGAUGUCAGAGAACUUCCUCUGUGUGAUCCGAGAGGUGUACGAGGGAUGCAGCACAACCAUUCACUCGGUUGAAGGGGAGACCGCCGAGAUCCCGAUCCGGAGCAGAGUUAAGCAGGGAUGUCCCCUCAGCCCCAUCAUCUUUAACCUUGCCAUGGAGCCGUUGCUGCAAGUGAUCUCCAACGACACAGAUGGCUUCAACCUCCACGGCGAAAGGGUGAGCGUCCUGGCUUACGCGGAUGACCUGGUCCUGACUGCAGAUGACCCAGAGAACCUCCAACAUAUACUAGAUGCCACCAGUCGAGCUGCCGAUUGGAUGGGGCUCCGCUUCAAUGCAAAGAAGUGCGCAUCUCUCCACAUCGACGUCAGCAAAAGGGACUCGGUGCAGGCAACAUGGUUCCAGAUUCAGGGCGAGCCCAUCAUCCCCCUGGCAGAGGGGCAGGCAUAUCGGCACCUCGGCACGCCGACGGGUUUCUGUGUACGACAGACACCCGAGGACACCAUCCAGGAGAUCUUACUGGAUGCCACCAAGAUUGACGCCUCCCUGCUAGCACCAUGGCAGAAGAUAAACGCCCUGAACACCUUCCUGAUCCCCCGCAUCUCUUUCGUCCUAAGGGGAUCCGCCGUGGCGAAGGUACCCCUCGGCAAGGCAGACAAGAUUGUUCGGCAGCUGGUGAAGAAGUGGCUGUUCCUUCCCCAGAGAGCCAGCGACGAGCUGGUCUAUAUCACCCAUAGGCAUGGUGGUGCCAAUGUCCCCCGCAUGGGUGACCUAUGUGACAUCGCGGUGAUCACCCACGCCUUCUGCCUGCUGACGUGUCCCAAUGCCAUGGUAAGGAACAUGGCAGCAAACACCCUCCACGUUGGAGCGGUUCUCUGGAUGGCAAAUUUGGACGGGACAGUGGCAACAUCGCUUUGCUGUGGUCCCACGCUCGCAAUGCCACGCGUCGCCUGGGGAAGCGCAUCGGCUGCCGCUGGGAGUGGUGUGAGGAGCGCCAGGAGCUGGGAGUCCUGGUGCCACAGAUCAGGUCCGAUGACAACACCAUUGUCACCCCGAACGCCAGGGGCAUGCUGGAGAGGACCCUGAAGGCGGCCAUCCACUCGUACAUGGAAACCCUGAAGCAUAAGCCAGACCAGGGUAAAGUCUUCGAACUUACCAGCAAGUUGGACUCCAGCAACCACUUCCUCGCUGGAGGCAGCUUCACCCAUUUCGCCUACUGGCAGUUCAACUGCGUCCCGCUCAACGGAGCCGUCCGCCACGGGAACCGAGACAAGCGUUAAAGGAAGUGUGGCUACUCCGAGACCCUGCCCCAACUCCUGUGCAGCUGCAAGCCCCACUCCAGAGCCUGGCAGCUGCGCCACAAUGCCAUCCAGAAUCGCCUGGUGAAAGCCAUUGCACCGUGCCUGGGGGAGGUCGCCGUGAGCUCCACCAUCCCCGGGACGGACAGCCAGUUGCGACCUGACGUGGUAGUCACCGAAGAGGACCAGAAAAAGAUAAUCCUCAUCGACAUCACGGUUUCCUUUGAGAACAGGAUCCCGGCCUUCCGCGAAUCCCGAGCUUGUAAGCUGGAAAAAUACACCCCCCGGCCAACACCCUGAGAGCAAAGGGCUACGAGGUGCAGAUGGAUGCCCUGAUUGUCGGAGCCCUGGGCGCUUGGGACCCCUGCAACAAGCGUGUGCUGCAGACCUGCGGAAUUGGUCGAUGGUACGCACGGCUCAUGCGGCACCUCAUGGUCUCGGACACAAUCCGAUGGUCCAGGGACAUCUACAUCGAACACAUCACCGGCCACCAACUGUACCAGGAGGUGUGAGCCAGUACAACAUCGUGCAUCAACCAUGGGAAAGGGACUGAGAGACUCUCCCCCUCCCCCCCCCCGGACCAUAUGAACUGGAACCAUAAACUCACUGAACAUUAAAUCCCACCAAAUGAGGGUAGAUCCAUCCUCGUUGUAUCCACUAAUUAUACUCCACACGUGAACAUAGCCAUUGUAUGGACAACAUACCCCCAUAUCUCAAUGUCUGUACUUUGACCCGUUAAACUUUUACCCCCAAUCGGGGAGAUUGCAGAUUAUGUAUUCCUUACGCCACCUGCUCCUAAACUGAACAUCGCACCCCUUGAUAAUCUGUACCUUAUUCCCUGAUAACCAGAUACUUCUAUGCCUAAACUCUGUACCGUUUUCUUUUUACUUCAACAUUAUCUUAAUAAAAUUAUUAAAUCUUUGUCUUGUCCUGUCCCAACCCCAGACCUUCAUACUGUAUAAGGUCUGCCCUCCAUUCUGGUUUUAGGCUGAAUGUAGGGAACUUAUACCCCUUUUUUGGUAGGUCCCAGUCUCCUAAUUUUGCCGGCAGCUUUGAUUAUCCCUGUACAGCACCUAUUCCUGAGGGGGCCUCUGCAGUUUAUUUCCAAGUGGCCAAUAUAGGGUGAACUCCCAGUUCUUAUGUGAAAGGCAGCUGCUGCUCAAAGGGGCCUAGCUACCAGACAGCAGUGAUAAAACCUGUUUGCAGAGGCCACUGCCUUGUGGGUGCCACAGCAGGGACUUCUAUGCACUGCUGUUGUCCCAUGCUGUGGUGCUAGGAGUGGUAGAGUGUGGCAGCUUAGACUAGAGUGGGCCAGUGUAAGGACAAAACCAGCCCAGCAAGUGCAGUAUGCUGUACCAUGUAAUGCAUGCUAAUGGCUCUUCUAGUCUUCUAUCAAAUAGCCAGAAGCAAGAACUCCUAAAUGAGAAUCACCCCACCUAUAUCCGUGUAAUCAGGUCAGUUGGAGAUCUUGUAAAUAUGAGGAAACAUAGGUACACUAAUGAUACCCAGUUGUAGAAUGUCUGCAGACAAGGCUGGGGCAGUCUUUACAGGCAUAGCUGAAGGAAGGUCAGAGUAUACUGCUGUUUCUCCAACUCAAACACCUACCAGCCUUAUCAUUAGCACACCUAUUUAUUUAUGCUGCCUCCCUGUCACUUGCACAUACAGCUUGGGUGAAAAUGAGGCAGUUAAACAGUGGUGUAGAGCAGUGGUUCUCAACCAGGGGUAUGCAGAGGUCUUCAAGGAGGUACAUCAACUCAUCUAGAUAUUUACCUAGUUUUUCAAAAGGCUAUAUAAAAAGUAUUAGCUAAGUCAGUACAAACUAAAAUUCCAGGGGUCUGUACUAGGACCAGUCCUAUUCAACAUAUUCAUAAAUGAUCUGGGAAAGGAGUAAUCAAUGAGGUGGCAAAAUUUGCAGAGGAUACACAACU
This is a messenger RNA of Dermochelys coriacea (leatherback sea turtle), 8725 nucleotides long. RefSeq names its product GrpE like 2, mitochondrial (gene GRPEL2). The record is from RefSeq and is a predicted model, not a curated record. Lineage: Eukaryota; Metazoa; Chordata; Testudines; Dermochelyidae. Gene Ontology annotation, molecular function: adenyl-nucleotide exchange factor activity; protein homodimerization activity; protein-folding chaperone binding. Gene Ontology annotation, cellular component: PAM complex, Tim23 associated import motor. The transcript has 2 exons. Bases 5506 to 6585 code for a protein of 359 amino acids. Gene Ontology annotation, biological process: protein import into mitochondrial matrix; protein folding.